Molecule: messenger RNA, 2984 nt
Organism: Galleria mellonella (greater wax moth)
Lineage: Eukaryota; Metazoa; Arthropoda; Insecta; Lepidoptera; Pyralidae
Gene: omd
Product: integrator complex subunit 5
Exons: 18
Coding region: 160-2922 (920 amino acids)
Biological process (GO): snRNA 3'-end processing
Cellular component (GO): integrator complex
Source: RefSeq, a predicted model, not a curated record
AACUUGACAAUACCGUCACUAAUUUACAUUAUUUUCAUUCCAUUUAAUAAAUUAAUAAUAAACUUUAUUAAAUUUUAUCUAUUGUGAUAUCACUUUAAAUAGUCAUCUGUUUCUAAAAAAAAAGUAUACUAAUCUUUAUUUGAAUAAGAAUUCAGUGAUAUGAAUCCUCCAAACAAAUCGACGGCAUUAUCUGCCGAUCUUAAUAAUUUUAUAUAUGGUGUUGCCAAAAGGAGCCCUCAAAAUGCGCCGGAACUAACGAAAAUCGGUUUAACAUUGUUGAAAAACUUCCCUGCAGCUAGGGAUGCUGUUCUAGAGUACUUUGCAAUGGUGUUUCAUGAUGCAGUGAAUGCUUCAAUCAACCAGAUUGAAUAUGCGGCUGAUGUUAGUACACACAGCUCAUUGGAGUGUGUAAAUAUGAUUGGAGCUGAGCUAGGUGGUCUUGGCCAGUCAUGGGCACCAUUUAUAGCCCCAUGGUGUAUUAAUUUGAUUAUGGAUAUAGCCACUAAGAAGUCAAAUGUACCAAAUACUACACUUCAAAGUACAGAUCCUGUUAGAGUUCUGUUGGAUGUCACUACACAAAAUUUGACUUUACUGAAUCCAGAAGAAAGAGCAAAAUGCAUUGAUAUGAUGUUGGGGUCGUGGGCGUGCUCGUGGGCGGUGGGGUGGGUGGGCCGCGCGGAGCCGGCGCUGGUGGCGCCGCGCGCGCUGGCGCUGGGCGCGGACGCGGCGCGCGCCGUGCUCGCGCACCUCGCCGGACACGCGCCCGCGCGACCGCACAUCCGCGCCGCGCUGCUGCAGCUCUUCCAUGAAGGAAUUGAGGAGGACAGUAGGUCGGAAAAAAAGCGCGAGGUGAUACCUUACUUGCUGAACCUCGCAUCGAGAUCUGAUGUCGUGUUAAAAGCACUCACGCAGGACAUUGAGGAAACAUUGACGGACGAGGUGGUGGAGCGCGUGCGUGCGAUCUGUGCGGCGUCGCGCGGCGCGGGCGGCGCCUGGGAGGGCGUGGGGCCGGCGCAGCUGGUGGCGCUGCUGGCGCGCUCGCACGCGCGCUGCCUGCUGCUGCUGCUGCGCCACGCACACAGCGACCGCACCUGCCGCCAGCUGCUAGAAUAUCUUCUACAGAAACUGGAGUAUGAGAGUUUAUUUCCAGACAAAACUAUUCCCCUACUUAAUAGUGUAGCGGAGGAAAUAGAUCUGAUCAGAGAAAAGAUGCUUACUGGGAAUCAGUUGGAGCAAUAUUCUCUUGCAAGGAUACUAAUUUUAGUGUGCAAUAAUCUUCCAUCGGAAUUCGUCAACACAAUUAGCUACUUCCUGCAGUAUUCCCGGAAUGACACAACACUCGCUUUAUUGGUGCGCAUCGUGUCGGGAACGAUCAGUAUGCACAUUCCUAAUGAUUCGACCGACAUCAACAUGGACACAGAGAGAUAUCAAAACCUUAUAAAAACGGGCGUAGAGUACGCCCUGAGGGACGCCAUGAUAUCGGACACGCAGAUAAAACGGAUUUUCAUAGAAGACAAUGUGCCCAAAGAUCAGAAGACUUACUUGCAUUAUUAUUGCUUGAAUAUCAUCAAACUGUUAAGGUGGGAGAACUCGAACCAGGUGUCGCACCUGCGGUCGCGGCCGUUCGGGCGUGCGGUGGAGGCCAGCCUGUACGCGGUGGGCGGCGCCCUGCAGCAGUACGCCGGGCUGCUGCGGCCGCGCCCGCCCGCCACUUGUGCCGCGCUGCCCGAUAUGCCCACCUGCCACGCACUCGCACACGUACUGGACAGAGUUGAUAUGUCGGGAACAAAAGCCCCGCAGCCAAGCGUGGAGGUAAUCUUGAAAGUGGUGCAAGCUACCGUUAAGUAUUUCUUCAGGUGCCUACACGAGAAAGAUAUAAUGGACAAACUGCGCGGUGUACAGACAGCGUGCCGUUUGCUUCGCAAGCUGUGUUUACACAGCAAAUUGGCUCGCGCUAUUGCUCUUCGUGAACUAUUAGAAACCGCCAUGUUCCGUGAGGAGCACGCUUUUGGAAGCCGCACUAGCGCCACCACUAGCACCAGUAUUAGCGCCAGCGCCAGGGACUCUGGAGAUGACCUCCUCAUAUACCUCAAUCAGAAACAUGGUCCAAUAACUCAGUUGACGCAGAGUCAUACGUCAGUGUUUCACGCGGGAAUCAUCGGGAAGGGCGUUCGAAAACAAAAUGGCGGCGGCAAUGAUGGCAUUCCGCCCAUACUGAGCACCAACAAUGAGCUGCUGAUGGGCGCGCUCAUGUCGUGCAUGGAUGGCAACAGCGGAGUUGUAGAGGGCGCCACGUCACUGUCACUAUUGUUGGUAGAACUUGUUUCGCCAGAUGUUAUGUAUAAUGGUCUUCCGUGGCCGGAUGAAGAUUUUACCAAGCAAGUGAGCAUAGAGCGCGAGUUGUAUAUGCGCGCCGUGCUGGAGGGAUGUUCGGUAUCGCGGGCCGCCUUGCGGCGGGCUGCAUCCGCGCGGCCCGCACUCUGCCUCGCAUCGGCGCUGCUGCGGGCCGUCGCCGCUACGCUUCUGCAUCGACUGCGCGCGCAUCUCGCCACUGAUCGCCACAGUCAGUCGCCAGAGUUGGCCCGCGAAAGGGUGGCACUAUCAGAGUUGCUCGCCACAAUGACAUUGGGACAGUUGUUGCCGCAUCCACUCUGUCACAUGCUGGAACUGGCCCCUGAACUCACAGCCAGCGAGACUGUCCAAGUAUUGAGAGAUUGUUUAUGGAACUACACCAGAGAUCAUGUGCCCUCGCCAGCUCUUUUCACAUGCGACUCCACAGGGCUCCAUUGGCGUGAUCCGUCAACGUGCAAGCCGCCUGCGACGUACACGGAUACCUUAAGACUGAUCAUACAAAAAAGAAUAUCAACGCUUGGCCACCUAUACCCGAUAAUGUUUUUAAAUCUUGAGAAAGAAGUACAAUAAAUAUAUUUUACUGUUUAUUGUAAAUAAUGUAAAUAAAUAAGCUAAUAAAGUGCCUCUUUUUG